This is a messenger RNA of Ananas comosus (pineapple), 1595 nucleotides long. Its product is annotated as protein AAR2 homolog. Bases 98 to 1324 code for a protein of 408 amino acids. The record is from RefSeq and is a predicted model, not a curated record. Gene Ontology annotation, biological process: spliceosomal tri-snRNP complex assembly. The transcript has 13 exons. NCBI's taxonomy places the organism in Eukaryota, Viridiplantae, Streptophyta, Magnoliopsida, Poales, Bromeliaceae.
UGGUACCUUCCCCUCCCUUCCCUCCCAACCCCUCUCUCUCUCUCUGGCUGUAAAUUGUGAAGGAAAAUAAAUUUAAAAAAAAAGUGAUGAGUGAUGAAUGAGAAUGGCUUCAGGAGGUGGGAUGGAUCCGGACACUGCCCUGGAGCUGGUGAAGAAGGGCGCCACCCUUCUCCUCCUCGACGUCCCCCCGUUCACCCUCCUCGGCAUCGACACCCAGUUGUUUUCUACGGGACCGAAGUUUAAGGGUAUAAAAAUGAUCCCACCUGGUCCUCAUUUUAUUUACUAUAGUUCUUCAAGCAAGGAAGGAAAUGAGUUUGCGCCAAUGGUAGGCUUCUUCCUUACUACUCAUCCAGCUGAGGUAGUAAUUCGUAAGUGGCAUCAGCAAGAGGAGAGGUUGAUCAAAGUAUCAGAAGAUGAGGAAUGCAGGUAUUCGGAAGCUGUUAAACGGUUAGAGUUUGAUAACCAGCUUGGUCCCUAUAGUUUAGACCACUAUGGAGAGUGGAAGCAGCUUUCCAAUUACAUAACUCCAACCAUCAUUGAACGUAUUGAACCUGUUGGAGGAGAAAUUGCAAUAGUAUACGAGUCUGGAUUGAUUGACAAAGCUCCUAAAACAGCUAUGGAGAAACGCUUGAUGGAGCAGCUUAGGCAAAGCAAGUUUUCAAAUUAUACUACAAAAGAAACUCAGAAGAAAGGGUGUUACUAUACUAAUAUUCCUCAUGCUGUUAAGAAUAAGGAUUUAUCAGGAGAGGAGCUUACAGCUCUGAAUCUUGACAAAACAAGAUUGCUGGAAACUAUUUUGACAAAAGACUAUGGAGGCUCAGAAGAUCUACUAUUAGGAGAGUUGCAGUUUGCAUUUGUAGCAUUUAUGAUGGGGCAGUCUCUUGAGGCUUUUCUACAGUGGAAAGCAUUACUUAGCCUUCUAUUCAGCUGCAGUGAGGCUCCUCUUCAUACAAGAACAAAUCUAUACACAAAGUUUAUCAAGGUGCUUUACCAUCAGCUGAAGCACGGUUUUCAGAAAAGUCGAAGCAAUGAAAAUGAUCAGUCUAAAGGAAUCUCUGUGUUCUUGGAUGAUUCAUGGUUCUCCAAGGACACCUUUCUUUACCAUUUUUGCAAGGAUUUCUUCCCUGUAGUGCUGGAAUCACCAGUAGUAGAUGGAGAUCUUCUAUCAUGGACGAGAAAACUGAAGAGACUGCUUGAAAAUACAUUUGGAUGGGAUUUCAAGGAUAAUGCGCUUGAUCUCAUGGAAGAAGAUGACGACGAGUUCGCCCCAGUUAUCGUAUCUACCGAUGAAUCAAAUUCUAUUGGAACCUCAUCGAUUCUAUAAUUCCCAAGAGGUUAUAUGCUCACCACAAACUUCAGACGAUCUCUUUGAACUGCAUCUUGUUCAAAUAUUUCCUUGCUUCCAUGGCUAACAUCAUCAUGUAUCAUAUAUCCUUCAGAUAAUAUUACAGUUAUUUGGUUCUUUGUUUAGAACAUGACCAACAACCGAUGCAGGACGGAGUUGCAUUUAAGAGUAGUGUUACUAAAUUGUUGUGUUUGUAACAAGAUAAGAUGCCAUUUGGUUUGGUAUUCUAUUUGAGAAUAUUUUUGUCGAU